AUGUUUUCCAUAUCAAGCCUGACGUGUGUGCUGCUGCUGCAUCUCAUCACCCGCGCUAUUGCGGUGUUCGACAUGUCAUCAAACCAGAAUCUGGCUGUGUACUGGGGUCAGAACUCGUAUGGAGCCGUGAAUUCCGCCGAUACUGCACAUUGGCAGCAGACGAUCUCUUACUAUUGCAAUGUUGGCCCUAUUCCCAUAUUAUAUUGGAAAAUUAACCUCAACUCUUUAUCGCAGGACAACGUGAUCAACACCUUUCCCGUAGCCUUCCUAGACGAGUUUUACUCGACUGGCAAUCUCCCGUCCAUCAACCUUGCAAACGCAAGGACGAACCUCCCCAAUUGCUCGUUCCUCGCAUCAAGUAUUGAGACUUGUCAAGCUGCAGGAAAAAUCGUCACGAUCUCGUUGGGAGGAGCGACAGGUUCUAACGGCUUUGCAAAUGACACUCAAGCAGCAGCAUAUGCCCAGACUAUCUGGGAUCUUUUCCUGGGAGGUUCAAGUACCACGCGUCCUUUCGGCAUUGAUAUGGACAUCGAAGGUGGCUCUCAGACUGGAUUUGUAUCCUUUUUGAGUGCUCUUCGCAACUUGAUGAAUGGUGGCAGUAAACCGUACUACAUCACUGCGGCGCCUCAAUGUCCUUACCCCGAUGCCUACAUUGGUGCUACUCUGAACUCGUUUGGAUUUGACGCUGUAUAUGUCCAGUUUUAUAACAACUAUUGCGGUUUGACGAAUUACAACAACCCGAAUGCCUGGGACUUUGGCACAUGGGAUAACUGGGCAAAGACGGUAUCCCCUAAUCCAAAUGUCAAAGUAUACAUUGGUGCCCCAGCAUCAUCGAGUGCAGCUGGAUCCGGAUAUGUCAGCCCAUCGACGUUUACCACGAUCAUCCAGCAAACAAUGGCCCAAUAUUCAUCCUUCGGAGGCGUCAUGUUGUGGGACGCGUCUCAGGCGUACGGUAAAGCGGUUAUGCACUGCUUCUAUGCACUUGUGACUUAUUUUGCGCCUUCAGCGAAUAGCAGAUACGAUAUAUCUGUAAAGAAUGCACUGACAGGCGGUACUGCCCCUCCGCCGACGACUACGACUACGGCCACAUCGACUACGACCACAUCGACUACGACUACAACGACUACUACCACGACGAGCACGACGAGCACCAGCAAAACGAGCACGACUAGCACAAGCACAACAUCAAGUCCUUCUCCCACAACAACGUCGGGGACUGUAUCCUGCGCCGGUGUGGCAGCAUGGCAAACCGGUGUUGCUUAUGUUGGAGGCAACGAAGUCACAUAUAGCGGGGACCUCUGGACUGCGAAGUGGUGGUCGGAGAAUGAUGUUCCGGGCGGCGCGGCUGGUGACUGGACGUACGAUGGCGUGUGCGCAUGA
Messenger RNA from Suillus clintonianus, 1380 nucleotides. Its product is annotated as glycoside hydrolase family 18 protein. The transcript has 13 exons. Gene Ontology annotation, molecular function: chitinase activity; carbohydrate binding. Gene Ontology annotation, cellular component: extracellular region. NCBI's taxonomy places the organism in Eukaryota, Fungi, Basidiomycota, Agaricomycetes, Boletales, Suillaceae. Bases 1 to 1380 code for a protein of 459 amino acids. The record is from RefSeq and is a predicted model, not a curated record. Gene Ontology annotation, biological process: carbohydrate metabolic process.